AUGUUUAAGUGUAUAUAUCACGAAGACGGAGUCAUAGGAAUUAUUUGUGUUGUUAUCCUAUUCAUUUGCAAUACGUCUUCUGUGUCUUCAGGAUAUAACUUUGCCUUUAAAGUGUUCCCUGUAACAAAAUGUCCGAUGAGCAAAGAAGAAUGGAACAUGGCAUCCAUUCGGUUGAAAUGUAACACAACUCAUGGAUACCACUGCGUUCCUGAUAAAUAUUUUACAUCACUCAUUGAAUUCUGCUACCCUCAAGGCUUUAGAUUGCCAUUUGAAAAAGGAAAUUGCUUAGAACUGGCAGCUGAUGGCAUUUUAAACCAUGUCCCGUGUGCCAACACUUUUUCUAGUGGUUGUCCUGACACUUUUUACUUCAGCAAUGAACUUUACAAAUUUCCUAAGUGUUUGACGAUAAAUACUGGUUUGAGAUGUUUUGAUGCUGAUAUUGAAUGCAUUUAUUCACGUUUAACGAACAACAAGACAGUGAAUCAAGAAGAAAAAAGUACAACCGGUUAUAACAAUGAUGGAAAUCUAAAGGGAAACACGGAUUCAGACAACUCGACCUUGAUAGUUGUGACAAUAUUUCUUAUAGGAAUGAUUAUUUUGUUGCUUGUUCUAACAGCAGCUUUCAUUUACAAACGUAGAAACAAACAGAAACGAAACCAAGGGGAAAUGUCCAAAAAUGAAGGAAAUGAAGAGGAAAGACUUCUGAUGGAAAACAAGACAGCUAUCAUUAAGGAAGAAAAAACAAAAAGAAAGGAAUUCGAAGGAAAUGAGGAGAUUCGAAAAAUACACAAAAUUAUAAGCGAUGGGGAUGAAAAUGCAUUUAAUUCGUUUAUAAGUCAUCAAAGUAAUACAAUGAGUCUCAAAAAAACAGACGUUAGGGGAUUCAACAGUUUACAUAUUGCUGCUAAAGGAAGUAAUCUUAAAAUAUUUAAGAAGAUCAUAGAAUGCGAGGUGAGUAUUGAUUCAGAAGUGAUGAACGAUAAGCGAAAUUGUAUGCACAUUGCUGCAUAUUAUGGAAACAAUCCGAUCUGUGAUCACCUUCUAAAAAAGUACGACUAUUUGUUUAAAAAGAAAGAUAAGUAUAAUAUGAAUCCGGCACACUGGGCGGCGUUAGCAGGACAGACGUCGAUUUUGGAGCUUAUGAUGGGACACAAUUGUGAUUUGUCUGUAAAAACAGAAAAAUAUGAAGAAAAUAUUGUUUUAUUCGCUUGCAUGGGAAAAAGUUUACCGGUUUGUGAAUUUGUUUAUUCUAAGGAAAAAAUUGCUUGGGUGUUAGAAGCAACAAACAAGGAAGGAUGGAAUUCAAUUCAAUAUGCAGCAAAAGCUGGGGAUCUUGAAGUAUUCAGAUUCCUUGUCGAGAAAGGAGUAGAUAUAAGAAACAAGUCAAAACAAACUGGAAAGAAUUGUUUGCAUACUGCAUGUGAAAAAGGUCAUGUUGACAUUUGUAGGUAUAUAUUGGAAAACAGUCCAGACUUAAUCCAUGAUAAAGAUAAAGGCAAACAACAUGUCGGGCACUUUGCAGCAAAAAGUGGCAACACUGAAAUAUUGAAGUUACUCAUAGAAAAAUUAGAAAUUGAUGAUUUAAUUAAAGCAACUGAUGAUAAUAUAAACAUCCUACAUAUAGCAUGCAAAUUUGCAAGAAAAGAAAUGUGCAAAAUGAUAUGUGAAAAUUUUCCUUCUUUGGUGCAGGAAAUGACUGAAAAAGGAUGGCAAGCUGCCUUAUUUAUCACGGAACGAGCAGGAGCUGAAAAUGAUCGAAUAAAUAUCUUGGAAUUUCUCGUUUCGGAUUAUAAGCUCGAUGUCUAUCAUGUAUCUAGAUCGGGAAAGACCAUUUUAUACAAUGCAUGUGUUAACAUGUCUCCUAACCUUGUUGAAUAUUUGCUAGAAAAUUUUCCAGACCUGCCGGAUAUUGAGAAGUCUAUGAACCCUUUCGAGGCAGCAAAAUCAAAAGAGAUCGACGACGUUGUACGGAAACAUUAUGAAACAAAGACAUCUUAGCAAGAAAUAAUCAACCUUAGUCCAUUUCUUCUAUUGGGUCUGUACAUGUAUUGUACUGUACCAAUCAGACCCAAGUUGACACCCAACCAGUCCCGGAAAGCAGUCCCUGGAACUAUCCCUUUCAAUUUAGACCACAUUUAAAAACUUAAUUGUCUGCCCUUGCCAUUAUAUUUUAACAGGAAUCAAACAUUCUAAAUAUUUCUAUUAAGAUCAUGUACUAGUAAUUGGGCUGGAGGCAUAUUAUAUAUAAUCUAGAGUUUAUUUGACCAGAAGUGCAAUUCAAUACUAAGAUGUACCAUUGUAUAUCGUCCGUCUCUCUGUAAAAAAAUGAUACUCUGGUUGUAACUUGGAAUACAACUAGACUACUCAAAGAUUCAUAACUUAGUGCAUCAGUUUUUAUUUAGAAAUAUAUGUUUUCAUCAUAUUGAUAUUUCCACCAAGCCAGAUUUAGACUUAUGUUUGUAUGCUCUUUCUCAACUUGCUCUUAAAAUAUUUGGUCAGAAUGUACUUUUAAUCAUGAGUUUUGACAGAAUUCCUUUGCUUAAGUUUAAUGAAAAUUGCCAAUUUAAACAAUAUUUGAUUACGAAUAAACAUCAAAGAAUUGGACUUAAAAAACUUGAAAACAUGUCACAGUGCGUCGUAUGAAAUAUUUGUAUAAAUGAAAAAAAGUUACAUUUAAAAUUCCAUAAAAUUAUAUAUUUUAAACUGUGUGUCAAUGCCGUUUUUAUUUUUAUUUUAUUUUUUGUAUAUAAUGAAAUUGUCCCUUUUUAUUCAUAAGAUUCACUCCAUAUCUUUA
Molecule: messenger RNA, 2794 nt
Organism: Saccostrea cuccullata (small rock oyster)
Lineage: Eukaryota; Metazoa; Mollusca; Bivalvia; Ostreida; Ostreidae
Product: serine/threonine-protein phosphatase 6 regulatory ankyrin repeat subunit B-like
Exons: 6
Coding region: 1-1998 (665 amino acids)
Molecular function (GO): protein binding
Source: RefSeq, a predicted model, not a curated record